AUGUCCAACACUAAUCUGUAUGAUAGGAAAAUUUCGGGGAAGAUUAAGCUUAAAGGAAUCUCGAAGCUUUAUAAGAAAAAGAAAAAGGAGGAUGAGAAAAGUCAAUCGUUAGACUCCAAAAAACACAGUAAUGUUAUUAAUGAACUAACCGGGUCUGGAAGGAUAGUUUCUUCAGGAACUACAGUUCAAGGGUUUGAAACAAAGUUUGCCGAGGAAUCCUCGGUUAAUGACAAAAUAGUGAUUGAACACCCAAUGACACACGCAACUGAAGAGAGAACUAUACAAUCAAUAUUGAGUAACAGAACAAUAAACAUCGAUGAACCGUUCAGCGUAGAUGUGAUAACUACCAUACCAUAUAACAUAAGGAAGAUAACAGAAGAUUCUGAAGCUAAUGUUUUGGGGGAAGAAUAUGCCAAAAAGUUAGACAAGAAGGAAAGCUCGACCAUAUCAAUCAGGGAGAAGACUGGUAUGUGGAGCUACAAGAACGUAACAAAAACAGUCAAAGGGCGUUUAACGGCGGAAGACAAGCUUAAUGAAAGAGUAAAGCAAAGCAGAGACAAAUACUGUUGGUAA
Theileria orientalis strain Shintoku is the source of this 573-nucleotide messenger RNA. RefSeq lists its product as hypothetical. The record is from RefSeq and is a predicted model, not a curated record. Bases 1 to 573 code for a protein of 190 amino acids. The transcript is spliced from 3 exons. Lineage: Eukaryota; Apicomplexa; Aconoidasida; Piroplasmida; Theileriidae.